AUGAAAAUUUAUAAACAGCGUAAUGUGUAUUAUCUCGACCUCAAGAAGCAAAUACUGUCAGGAUACACUGAAAUACACGUCAGAAGAGAGUACAAGGAGAACAGAUUCACAUUCAGGUGCUGCUGCCUGACCAUUACGUCUGCGAAGAUAUUGGCUGGAAAUGGAAUUGAACUUGAACCAAAAUGGGUUUCGAAGGGGAGACCUGCAGCGAAGGAGGAGUCUGAUGGAUUCGAGCUGCAGAUUCCCAAGACAUUCAAGCUCUCCACCUUUGUGCUACGCGUGCUCUACGAGAAGGAGAAGGACUCUCCUGGUGUCAUCUACUAUGAGCCAGUUGGGAAGAAUGACGAGCAUAGGGAGAUGGUGGUGUACGAUGCGGUGUACUCUGCGCCGUACAUGGAGCAGAUCACCGACAUCGAGAUGAUCUACGUGAUGCCAAACAACCGAAACAUCGAAAUUGCAUCUUCUGGCAAGUUUGUCUCCUUCAGCGAGAAAGAGAAUAGCCUCAUUUAUGCGUAUGAAUCAAGGAUGACGUGUCCAUCGAGCAUCAAAUUUGCCCUUGGAACGUACCAGGCGCAGUCAUUUCUGGAAGAGGGGACGCUCUACACGCCUGGAAACUUCGACCUGUUUCUCGACGAGUUCGUAGGGGACAUGCAGAACAUCAUCAGGUACAUGAACUGCUACAGCGAGCUGCCUGUUCCAACUGUGGUCUUCACGUUGUGCCCCUUUUUGUCACUGACUGGGAGGAACCUGAUUGUGCUGAAUUUGAGCAGCCUGGGCCGAUCACGGGACAUCGAAAUGAACUUCGGGCUGAAGGAGACGCUCUGCGACCUGCUGGCCGAGCAGAUGUUCAUGUUCUUCAACCACAGCCUGGUCGACUCGUGGAUAUUCCAGGGACUCAGCGGAUACCUCGCUGACAUGGCUCUCAGGUUCCUGAUGGGCCACAACACGUUUCUGUUCCGAUACAGCGAGGACAAGGAGUUUGUGAUCGAGAACGACGUGGUUGAGCCACCGCUGUUCUACUCGGAGCGAAGGAAGUUCGACUACAAGUCGCAUUUCUUCAGGGCCAAAUCGAAGCUGGUUUUCCAUACGCUCCACAACCAGCUUUCUGGUGCAUUUGUGAAGAAGAUGAUUCUGGCAGUGACACGAGCAAAGCAGAACGAGUUCAGAAACAACACGGUUGAGACGAGGAGGAGCAGGCCGCCAGUCCACGCGGAGCAGUCGCAUCAGUCGCACUCCUCGUCGAGUCGAAUCACAGUCAGAAUCACCAAAUCAGUGAAGUUCCAGAAAGUGAUCAAAAUCGAGUUGCCGAAGAAGAGGCAGCCGCUGGUGGCGGUGCGGGGGCAGGAGACCGGGAUCGAGGAGCUGAUUGGGCUCGAGGAGCCGCAGGCUGAGGACGAGGGCUGCUUCACGCCCUUUUUCAUCAAAAUAAUCAAGGACUCCUCUGGGAAGGACAUGAAGAGCUUCUUCGACUUCUACGUCUUCAAUGCCGGGCUGGUUGUGAUCGACCUGAACGUGCGACUGAACACGAAGAAGGGCCGCGUGGUGAUAGAGACGAAGCAGACGAGCACAACGAGGCUGAAGACGGCAAAUACGGCACACUACUCCUUCGUGAAAAUCAAGUCAGUCGAAACAGAUGGAACAUUCAACCAGAAGAUUCUGCUGAAUGGGCAGAACUCGUACGCGAUUCACAAGAAGGCGGAAGGGGGGACGGUGCUGUUCAUUCGCGCAGACUGCAAGCGAGAGAUUCUGGGACGAAUCAGAGUCAACCAGCCCGAGGCCCUCUACGUCGAGCAGCUGCUCGACAAGAACGUGACUGGGCAGCUCGAGGGAGUCGACUUCUUCAGAAACAACACGAGCAGCAAGGCCAUUGACGUCUUGGAGCGAGUGGCAGAGAAUCCCCACACUUUUCACCAGGUGAAAAACAGGAUUUAUGGGAUACUGGCAAACGUGUUCACGAGGACGUACGAUCCAGUGGACGAGACCGAGUCCAAGUACAACGGGCUCAUGCGACUGAUUCAGAUGUUCAUCAAACUCAGGUGCGUCCCAAACUCAACCAUUGUAAAAAACACCGAAAUGGGCAUAUUGAACUUUCUGAUUCAGAAGUCACUCGUGAAGAAGAUCACCGACUUCCACACCGACCAGAACGAGACUGCAGACGGCACAAGCAACGUGAGUGUGGUCGUGGCGUUCCUGAACAACAUCAUCAACUACAAUGACACCACCAAGGAGCACUUUGAUGAUCCAUACUAUUUGGCAAAUAUUCUGAAUAAGCUGACAAUAUACAAGUUGCACCUGAAUGAGGACAUCAGGACCAUUCUCAGCAGCGUAGAGCGAUUCAGGCUGCUUGACAUGGUCUUUCCGUCCCCAAGGAAUCUGAUCACGAAGACGUGUCUGAUUUGUUUGAUGCGUUUUGCAUACGCGAACAAAAUCAGGCUCAGAGAGGAGUUUCUGACUGGGCUAUCAAAAUACCCAAAUUACAUAGAAUUGAGAGUGGUGGCAAUAGAGGCACUCUUCCUGUUUCACAUCGAGACAGUGGAGUUCAGGGCAUUCGUAGGCGACAGGCAGAUCGUAGUAGCAGUUCUGAAGAUCAUAAUAAAGAUGGUUGAACUGGGAUUCAGGAGCAUUAGAGUAUGGCUCAAGCAGAACUAUAACGACAUUCUGGAUGCGUAUAGGCCGUGUAUGGGACUGGAGGAGAGCGAGUACUUCGAAAUUGUGCUGGGAAAGCACACUGUGAAUGAACACGAAUAUUUGCAGCAGAAAGUAUUCGAGAUCAAUUAUGCAUUGGAACACAAGCAGGGAAUAAGCAAAGUUGUCGAACGGGUGUUGGGAUCAAAGAAGAUUGUGCUCAGGGACUUCGUUAAGUUGCGGAAGAUGGUGUUUGCUCGCACACUGAAGCUGAGACUGCCCCUUGUGAAGGAAGAGCAGAUUGAGGAGUACGAGAACAGAUUCAAAAUAUGCCUGAAAUACACCAAAUAUAGGCCAAUUAACGAGUUCAAGGGCGUAUUGCUACGACUCAGAACACACGGGAUCAUUAUACGAUAUAGAAACUGCGAUAUUCCAUUUCUGAUAAUGCAAGGAAUCAGGGCCAAUAAGAGUUUUACUGGAAUUGAGAAAUAUCUCAGGAGUCUCAAGCACAUGGAGAAGUACGACACCGAUGCACUUCCAAUAAGAAGAACAGAGGAAGAGUACACCAGAGAGAGGAUGAUUGUGACACACAUGGAGCAGAAACAGGGUGGCAGCAACAAGCAUUACACGCUGGCCAACUUCCUUGAUUCGCUCUACUCAAAAAGUAUCAGAUUUGUAUUCUUAUGCAUUCCAAUAACAAGCAAGGUCUAUCUUGGAUGCAAGAACAUGGUCUCAGUGAUAGAGAAGACGCUCUACCAGCAUUCCACAAUUCAGAAGACCGUGACACUGCUGGAUGAGGUGACCAGAAAAGAGGCCAUUGAUUUCGUAACUGGGCUGCUUCAAAAUGAGAAGUAUUCGGUAUUCAGGAAAAUGGUUGAUACGGAAGACUACAAGAACUACAAUGACGUAAUCAGAACACCAAUGUGUCUGGAAAGAGUAUUGGAGAAGCUGGUGAUCAAUGAUGAUCUAAAGGGAGUGAAGUAUCAGACGUGCGACUGUCUCUGUUUGGAUUUGAGGCGGAUUCCACGAAAUGGUCUCCAAUACAACCUGAAAAACAGUGAGAUCCAUCACACGGCUGAGAUAUUACAGGAGGAGAUCAACAUGUUCAUAUCACAGCACAUUCAACCAAAACCAACGAGAUCAAAGAGGAUUCUGGCACAGAUGUUCAAGAAGCACGACACCAAGAACUUUGAUUUGGAGAUUGAUUUGGGGAAUGUGCGGACAUGGGAGGACUUGGAUAACGAGCUGACUGAGAUCAAGAAGAAGUAUUCUCGCUACUCUCAGAAUGGGAGGAUGCUGGGCGAGAAGCUGUUGCAAGUCAGACAGGAGAUCGAGGGCACGUUCUUCGUGGCCAAUGGUCGCAUCACAAACAUUGAUGAAUAA
Enterospora canceri is the source of this 4008-nucleotide messenger RNA. Lineage: Eukaryota; Fungi; Microsporidia; Enterocytozoonidae. The record is from the annotation of a GenBank genome assembly.